AUGUCGGACUUCAAUAAGAAGGAAAAAAAAAAGACUUUAAAAAGCCACAAACUGCGAAGCGAGUUCAACAAUCUUUAUGUUGUGAAGAGAAUGAAGAAGAAGAUGUCGAGAAGUCAAUGUUUUACUGGAAUGGUGAAACAUUCAAAAACAUUGAAGAAAUUAGCGGAAAAACAUUCAUUGAAUGUCAAAGUGUUGAUCAAUUGCGAUGUUUAG
Messenger RNA from Clunio marinus, 213 nucleotides. The record is from the annotation of a GenBank genome assembly. Lineage: Eukaryota; Metazoa; Arthropoda; Insecta; Diptera; Chironomidae.